AUGUGCAGCGUCUUUGAGAUGGAAAACUUUCAAGGAGACUUAACCGACGUCGUACGAGGAAUCGGGGGCCACGUGUUUUCGCCGGAAACUCCUCCUCCGAGCAACUGGCCUCUUCCACCGCCGCAUCCACCACCAUCGUCGUCAGAUCUUCAGAUCAAUCCCUUCGGAGAUCCCUUCGUAAGCAUGACCGAUCCUCUCCUCCAAGAACUCAACGCCGUCACGAACUCCGGCUACUUCUCUGCCGCCGGCGAUAACAUCAUCAACAACAACAACAAUGGUUUCUUCGUUCCUAAGGUAUCAGAGGAGGAUCAUGUGAAGAGUCAAUGCAGUAUCUUCCCAAGAAUCCGGAUCUCGCAUAGUAACAUCCUCCACGAUUCUUCUCCGUGUAAUUCUCCGGCCAUGUCGGCUCACGUUGUAGCCGCAGCAGCCGCCGCCUCGCCGAGAGGGAUCAUCAACGUCGACACAAGCAGUCCUAGAAACUGUCUAUUGGUUGAUGGUAACACGUUCUCGUCUCAGAUUCAGAUAUCUCCCCCUCGGAAUAUCGGCCUUAAAAGAAGGAAGAGUCAGGCAAAGAAAGUUGUGUGCAUACCGGCGCCGGCUGCGAUGAACAGCCGGUCAAGCGGAGAAGUGGUUCCCUCUGAUCUAUGGGCUUGGCGUAAGUACGGUCAAAAACCCAUCAAAGGCUCUCCUUUUCCAAGGGGUUACUAUAGAUGCAGCAGCUCAAAAGGUUGUUCAGCAAGAAAGCAAGUCGAGAGGAGCCGUACCGAUCCAAACAUGUUGGUGAUUACAUAUACUUCCGAGCAUAAUCAUCCUUGGCCCAUUCAACGUAACGCUCUCGCCGGUUCCACACGCUCCUCCUCCUCAAACCCUAAUCCCUCAAAAUCCUCAACCGCAAACGCAACCGCUAUUUCAUCCAGUGGCUCCCAAAACAACACUCACUUGCCUUCCACCGCCACUCCUUCUCCUCUAUCAGCCUCUGCCGUUAAGGAUGAAAAACGAGAAGACGAUAUGGAUUUAGAAAAUGUUGAAGAAGAUGAAGAUAAUCAGAUUGCUCCGUAUAGACCGGAGCUACAUCAUCAUCAGCACCAGCCAGAUGAUUUUUUCGCUGAUCUUGAAGAGCUAGAAGGAGAUUCUCUAAGCAUGUUGCUUUCUCAAGGCUGCUUAGGCGACCAGAAAAAUAAAACGGCGGCGGCGUCUGACGGGAUCAGCGAUUUCUUCGGUUGGUCGGGGGAAAAUAAUAAUAACGACGAACGAGACUCCAGGUCGUUAUAG
Messenger RNA from Microthlaspi erraticum, 1272 nucleotides. Lineage: Eukaryota; Viridiplantae; Streptophyta; Magnoliopsida; Brassicales; Brassicaceae. The record is from the annotation of a GenBank genome assembly.